CCAGGCCGUGCAUCGUGCAGGGCAUUUGUAAGCCAUGGCUGCCAUCAGGAAGAAACUGGUGAUUGUCGGUGAUGGAGCUUGUGGCAAGACAUGCUUGCUCACAGUCUUCAGCAAGGACCAGUUCCCGGCGGUGUACAUGCUCACCAUGCUUGAGAACUAUGUGGCAGAUGUCGAGGUGGAUGGAAAGCAGGUGGAACUGGUUUUGUGGGACACAGCUGGGCAGGAAGAUUACGACCGCCUAAGGCCCCUCUCCUACCCAGACACUGAUGUUAUACUGAUGUGUUUCUCCAUCGACUGCCCUGAUAGUUUAGAAAACAUCCCAGAAAAAUGGACCCCAGAAGUCAAGCAUUUCUGUCCCAAUGUGCCCAUCAUCCUUGUUGGGAACAAGAAGGAUCUUCGGAAUGAUGAGCGCACAAGGCAGGAGCUAGCCAAAGUGAAGCAAGAGCCUGUAAAACCUGAAGAAGGCAGAGAUAUGGCGAACAGGAUUGGCGCUUUUGGGUACGUGGAGUGUUCAGCAAAGACCAAAGAUGGAGUGAGGGAGGUUUUUGAAAUGGCUACGAGAGCUGCUCUGCAAGCCAGACUUGGAAAGAAAAAAUCUGGGUGCCUUGUCUUGUGAAACCUUGCUGCAAGCACAGCCCUUAUGUGGUUAAUUUUGAAGUCCUGUUUAUUAAUCUUAGUGUAUGAUGACUGGCCUUUUUCAUUUACCUAUUUUACCUACGAUUACAAAUCAGAAGUCAUCUUGCUACCAGUAUUUAGAAGCCAACCAUGAUUAUUAACAAUGUCUAACCCAUCUGGCCCGCCAGGGUCCUUCUAAUACUGCUCUAACACCCCUUUUCUGCACUCCCACCUGACACACCAGGUGCUAAUUCAAGGAAUUUCUUAAUAACUUCUUGCUUCUUUCUAGAAAGAGAAAUAGUUGGUAACUUUUGUGAAUUAGGCUGUAACUACUUUAUAACUAACAUGUACUGCCUAUCAUCUGUCAGCUGCAAGGUACUCUGGCAAGUCACCACUUGAGAGUUUUACUCCUUAACAGAUUUCAUUGGCUUGGCUCUGGGGUGAACAUCGGCUUUUUGAAAAUGUGCUCAUCCAGAAAGGCCCAAGUUGAUGCAGCUGUGGCAGAGUUACAGUUCUGUGGUUUCAUGUUAGUUACCUUAUAGUUAUUGUGUAAUUAGCGCCACUUAAUGUAUGUUACCAAAAAUAAAUAUAUCUACCCUCAGACUAGAUGUAGUAUUUUUUAUAUAAUUGAAUUUCUUAAUACUGAUAUUUGUCAUCCCCAAAGAAACUGUAUUGGUUUUUUAAAAAAGAAAGUGUAUUUGGAAAUAAAGUCAGAUGGAAAAUUCAAAAACGAA
Messenger RNA from Lemur catta (Ring-tailed lemur), 1349 nucleotides. Its product is annotated as transforming protein RhoA-like. Gene Ontology annotation, cellular component: dendritic spine; cleavage furrow. The coding region runs from base 35 to 616 and encodes 193 amino acids. NCBI's taxonomy places the organism in Eukaryota, Metazoa, Chordata, Mammalia, Primates, Lemuridae. The transcript has a single exon. Gene Ontology annotation, molecular function: GTP binding; GTPase activity. The record is from RefSeq and is a predicted model, not a curated record. Gene Ontology annotation, biological process: cell migration; stress fiber assembly; small GTPase-mediated signal transduction.